Molecule: messenger RNA, 1297 nt
Organism: Hydractinia symbiolongicarpus
Lineage: Eukaryota; Metazoa; Cnidaria; Hydrozoa; Anthoathecata; Hydractiniidae
Product: activating transcription factor 3-like
Exons: 3
Coding region: 675-1160 (161 amino acids)
Biological process (GO): regulation of transcription by RNA polymerase II
Molecular function (GO): DNA-binding transcription factor activity; DNA binding
Source: RefSeq, a predicted model, not a curated record
ACAGUACUGCGUAUGACCAAAGUUUGCGAAAAGCAAAUACGAUGUUGUAUUCUCACCGAAAAGAUUUUUUCUUUAUUAUUUGUUUAUAUUUUAUCUUUAUUUUUUGACAGAAGAACACGAGUUUUCGAAUUCAGCAGGCCACCAUAAUUAGUACUAAUUAUUUUCUAUUUUUAAACGUGAAGAAGAUGUUUUAGUUACAAUUAUGACGACGUCUUCAUGUUUUUAUUUACUUCCAAAUAAGGAGCAUUGAUGACACAAUCGCUGACGGAUAAAACAUAAAGAAAACAAAUGGAAUCGUUGUUUGUAAAUGACUUUGACGUUGUCAUACAUCUAGCUAGAUCUAGGGGCCGUUACACGUAUUCAUUGUUCCAAAUUACAGCUUCCGAAAAAGCAAUUAUAACACAAAGCUUACGGAGGAAGAGUAUUGUUUAUAUAAUCGUUUUAUGCCACAGUAAAUCAUUGGCAACGAGCUAUAAAGCCAUGAAUAAAUGUCGUUCAUAGAGACACAUUGCAGUAACUACGGAUAAGCACAUGGUAAUAAACUUUAUAUAAAUUCACUUUCUCGAAGAUAGCUAUUUAUAUAUAGUUGGCAGCUAUAGGUAACUUGUACUAUUUUUGUGAAAAUAGCUACAAUUUAUUGAUACAAUAGACAGAUAGCUAGUUAGCUAGAUAUCAUGAAAAUGGUUGGCGAUUCUGUGUUUGAAGAUAUUUCUAUGAAGGAUGCAAAGUCUGCAUUGAGGGAUGCUUUGCGUGCGAAAUUAAAAUCUUCAUCGUUUGAAGAUAACUAUGAAGAAACAAGUCGAUCAGCAUCACCUACAAAAAUUAUUGAUGUUGAAGCUCUUGGAAAUGAUAGUGACAGUAAUGACUCUUCUGAUGAAAGAAUGUUAGAAGACAAGGACUCGAAUACUAUACCUAUUGAAGAAAGACGCUUAAGAAAUCGAUUAGCAGCAAGAAAAUGUCGUGAAAAAAGAAAGCAAAGAAUUGUCAACCUUGAGAAGAUUUGCAAUAACCUGGAAAGCCGUAUAUCUCAACUGCAAAACGAAAUAGAGGGUUUGGACGGGCAAAAAAAAAGUUUAACAAAAUUACUAGAGAAUCAUACUUGUGUCAGAUUGGCACCGAAACCUACAGCAGUGAUCACAAAUAAUGUUAUGACAAAAUGAUAAAGCAUAUAUAUGUUCGUUUUUAUAUAUAUCAAAUAUAUACUUUAUGCUAUUAUAUAUAUAUAUAUUUAUCAUUUACUUAAAAUAGUUUGUAAAUACUUGUAAAUAUAUUUUUUUAUUAAAAAGAAACAUUUUAA